AUGAAACAGAUGUUUAUCUCAGUUUUAAUGCUUAUCAAUGUCGAUAUAGUGCUGAUGAAAGCUGUAGAGUGUCCAAAAGGUGAACAAAUCACUAACUCUGGUGAUGUAACAGAAUCUGGUACUGCUGGUAAAGAUUUUACUUUUAACUGUAUUGCUAUUGGUUUGACGGGUACUCUGAAGUGUGGUGAAAAUGGUAUUUGGACGGAACAGAAAGGUUGUCCAGCGACAAUCAAAGGAAGUGUACUGCUUUCUACUGACUUUUUUAUGUCACAAAAUUGCGCAGAAAAAUGCGCUAAAACAGCAAAGUGUAGCUUUGUGGAUUCAGAACAAGUAAACGGGGUAUGCGUGUACUAUCCAGCACCAGUCAUUUACGAGGAUUUGAAAACUCAAAGUCUUACCGAGUGUAUUAAGAAAUGUAAAGAUGACACGAAAUGUUUGACGGUUCAUCACUAUCAGAAUCGUUGCAUUUUAUUUAACGCCAACAUCAAGAAGUUACAUGUCAAGAAAGAUAUAUAUGGUAUCAUUGUACAAAUUCGUAAUUGA
Messenger RNA from Lottia gigantea (owl limpet), 543 nucleotides. RefSeq lists its product as hypothetical. The coding region runs from base 1 to 543 and encodes 180 amino acids. Lineage: Eukaryota; Metazoa; Mollusca; Gastropoda; Lottiidae. The record is from RefSeq and is a predicted model, not a curated record. The transcript is spliced from 3 exons.